ACAUCAGCAAUUAGUUGUACUUAUCGUCGUAGCACAAGAAGAAAAAGAAUUCAGCUAUUUCAAAAUAUUUAGUUAUUUACUAUAUUGAUCAGAAUUUAUUUGAGUUUAAAUGUUGUGUCGUCACUGAACCCUAACUACAGCUUCAGCAGCUGCUGCUUUAGAGUGCAGAGAGAACUAUCGUUGCGAUCUCCUCCUCCAAUGGCGACUAUACCAGUGAAUCCGAAGCCUUUCUUGAACAAUUUGACUGGGAAACAAGUUAUUGUCAAAUUGAAGUGGGGAAUGGAAUACAAAGGUUAUCUAGUCUCAGUUGAUUCCUAUAUGAAUUUGCAGCUGGCUAAUACUGAAGAAUACAUUGAGGGACAAUUUACCGGAAACUUGGGAGAAAUUUUAAUCAGAUGCAACAAUGUUCUCUACCUUCGAGGUGUGCCUGAAGAUGAAGAAAUAGAUGCUGCUGCAGAAGACUAGAAUGAUGAAAGCAUCUCAGUGUAAUAACAUCAUUAGACCUCUAAGAUUCAGGUUGUGUAUUUACAUGUGGAUAUUUGGGCCAAUGGUAAUCAUCAUUUAUAACGUUACAUUAGAGAGUAUAUUAACAGGUGGUUACUCAAUGAAGACAUUAUUUGAAGAUGUCUUUAUGGAAGUAACCACCAUAUUAACAUUGUGGAGCUCAGUUGAGACUUGAAAAUGUCAUUAAUAUCGUAUUCAAUCCAUGCAUCAUUCAAUGGUUCAGUUCUUUUUAAA
This is a messenger RNA of Arachis duranensis, 738 nucleotides long. Its product is annotated as probable small nuclear ribonucleoprotein F. NCBI's taxonomy places the organism in Eukaryota, Viridiplantae, Streptophyta, Magnoliopsida, Fabales, Fabaceae. Gene Ontology annotation, cellular component: U1 snRNP; catalytic step 2 spliceosome. Gene Ontology annotation, biological process: spliceosomal snRNP assembly; mRNA splicing, via spliceosome. Gene Ontology annotation, molecular function: RNA binding. The transcript is spliced from 5 exons. The record is from RefSeq and is a predicted model, not a curated record. Bases 199 to 465 code for a protein of 88 amino acids.